Molecule: messenger RNA, 2136 nt
Organism: Closterium sp. NIES-67
Lineage: Eukaryota; Viridiplantae; Streptophyta; Zygnematophyceae; Desmidiales; Closteriaceae
Source: the annotation of a GenBank genome assembly
GACUUGACUGGGAUGCGACAGUGCUGUGCCGCCGCAAGCAAAUACACAGUCGGGUGUAGAAGAGCAGCAGGAAUGGGCUGCCUUGCCGCGUGUUAGGAGCGAUCAGGCCGAACAUUUCCGAACACUAAGUGAACGACCAUUUAGGCCCCAACAUACAGGCAGAGGAAUUUAUCAAACACCAACGCAUAUCUCGGUAGUCAUAUUCUGAUUAGUGUCGCUGACAGAGUCGGUCGCGUAGCCACGAAAACUCGCAGUGCACAGAGCUCCACGGAAGUUUGCUGCUUGUGUUAGGCACUCAGAAGAGUUAGGAGAGAAUGGUGGGCACACGGAUGUGCGGGCUGUUGCUCGCACUCACUCUCUCAGUAGCAGUGUUAACCUCCUGCCCGCCAUUUGCGGCAGCGGAUGACCCAUCCCCCGCGUUCAAGUUCAGCAACUACAUGCUGAAGAACUGUCUCGCACAAACGGACUCGUCGUCCAACGGCGUGCGAUCUGUCGACUUCGGCGACAAUUUCGCAUUCGGCGUGACUACGAGUGCGACGCAGGUCGAGGGCAGCACGUACAAAGGCGGCCGCGGACCGAGCAUCUGGGACGCGUAUUCCAUGAUGACUGGAGCGAUCGCCGAUGGCUCCAAGCCCGCUGAAGCGACUCAGAGCUACGACCGCUACAAGACGGACGUCAAGUUUCUCAAGGAGAUGGGGGUGAAGCACUACCGCUUCUCCAUCUCGUGGCCGCGUGUCGUGCCAGAGGGCAUCGGCGCGGUGAACGACGAGGGCGUACGCUUUUACAACGACUUCAUUAACGAGUUGAAGGAUAACGGAAUCGAGCCCGUGGUUACACUGUACCACUGGGAUUUGCCGUACCCUCUCGAGCGCGACCACGGGGGCUGGCUCAACAACACCAUUGUGCGGAGUUACGCCAACUACGCCGAAGCGUGCUUCCGCAAAUUCGGGGACAGAGUCAAGACAUGGAUCACCUUCGCCGAGCCGCAGCAGAUCGCAGUGCAAGGCUACGGCACGGGCGGCAUGGCUCCGGGCCGCUGCUCGGACCGCACGCUUUGCUCCGUGGGAAAUUCGACCACCGAGCCGUACAUCGUGGCGCACAACAUCCUGAAAGCGCAUUCGCUGACGGUCCAGAUUUACCGCCAGAAGUACAAGAAGCAGCAGGGCGGUCGGAUCGGAAUCGCGCUGGAUUGCGUUUAUCACUACGCGGCUGACGAGACGCGCGCGAGCAAAAACGCGGCACAGCGGGGGAUGGAGUUCGCGUACGGGUGGUUCGCGGAUCCGAUCCGUUACGGGAGUUACCCGAAGUCCAUGCGUUAUUUCGUUGGCGAUCGCAUGCCGAAAUUCAACCGCAAGGAGAUCCGACGGCUGAAAGGCGCCACGGAUUUUCUAGGGCUGGAUUUCUACUCGGCGGUGUACGCUUGGCCGGGCAGCACCGCGGGACCUGGAAUUCCGUGGACCGACGCCCGCGUCUCCACUUCGCCCAGGAACCCCCGAACCGGCAGCUUCGUUGGCGAGCCGACCUCCUCGAAAUGGCUCUACGUGGCCCCCGAGUCCAUGAAGAACAUGCUGCUGUGGAUAAAGAACCGAUAUGGCAAGGACGCUGCUGUAAUUGUUACCGAGAACGGUGUUAGCGAGUACAAUGUGAAGGGAAUCACGAUGGACAAGGCGCUCUGCGACGUGCAGAGGGUCAACUUCCAUAAGAGUUACCUCCAAAACGUGUUGGACGCCAAAAACAACGGAGUGAACGUGCAGGGCUACUUCGCAUGGUCUAUGAUGGACAACUGGGAGUGGUCGCAGGGCUACACGCAGCGGUUCGGCAUGCUCUAUGUCAAUUUCACCCAUCCGCUCAAGCCUCGGUACCCCAAGGCCUCCGCCAUCUGGUUCAAAAACUUCCUCGCUAGCAGCUAAAAGAGGAGUUUUUAUUUUCAAUACUGAUUCUUGACACGUAGAAUAGUAUAGGCGAAAUGGGUGUGCAGUGUAGCAGGACGAAGGCAGGGUGUUUUAGUGAUGCCUCUCGCGUCCUGUAAGCGAGGCUCAGGUGAUUAUCGAUUCUUUUUAGAGUCUUGCCAUGUAUUGAGUAUGCAGAUUGGGAAUAUAACGCAUGCACACGUUUACCCCUAACAUUAUUAUAAUU